This is a messenger RNA of Gongylonema pulchrum, 444 nucleotides long. NCBI's taxonomy places the organism in Eukaryota, Metazoa, Nematoda, Chromadorea, Rhabditida, Gongylonematidae. The record is from the annotation of a GenBank genome assembly.
AUGGAUAUUACGAGUUGUUUCGUAGGGGAAUGCAGUAUAUGCGGUGAUGUUGCUGAUGGUUAUCAUUACGGUGUCUUAUCAUGUCGCGGUUGUAAUGCUUUCUUUCGACGUGCCGUCACACAUGGAAUGCAAUUUCAUUGCCGUCGAGGGGGCACCUGCCAUGUUGACAAAAAUGCGCGUUGUGCCUGUAGGGCAUGUCGACUGAAAAAAUGUGAACAAAUGGGAAUGGACAGGAAAGGAGGUCAACCGAGUCAACCAAAUCAGCUGGUAUCCAUUCCCCGUCUAAUAAGUGAUGUCUUGUCGGUUUCCAAAAACGAUAACAUUCUGCCUUCACCUUCUCGAGAAGUAAGUCUGAUAUCGCGGCUUGUCGAUGAUUACAAAGAGCAGGUGAUUGUUCUGGAUCGCCUUGGAAAUUUCGGCUUAAAUAAAUGUGCCUGCUUUUAA